AUGGCCAACGCAGUUACUCUUGCUGCUUUCUUGCAGAACGGCCCUCCACACGUGCGCAUCAACGCCCCGCCCAAUCCUGGUCCAAAUACGACAAAUACUGCCUACAGCUGGGAAGAUAUUCACUCUCUAAAUGCCUGGCCAGAGUUUACUCUGCAGCAUAUUAUGAAUCGCUAUCACCAGCUGCUCGAUAAUACCUCUCUUCCGAGUGAGUCAAUUACUUCGCUGGGUCUGAUUAUCAGAAACCAACAUCAAGGCCUUCAAGGGCUUAUGAGAGUAUCCUACGAUGAAGGUGAAGGUGCCAGGAUCAUGGACAACUACAAGCCCGAUGCAGCAUUCUUUGACGAGAUGAUCCCGGCUACAACGAGUUGGAAUCGCGCACCUGGCGAGGUAAAGUCAUCAUGGAAAUGGACUAGCAAUUUGCGAAACAGCCUCCUGCCAGCAGGUUGUCGAGAAUGUCGCCAGGUUCUCUCGCAGCUCAAUUUUUAUAUGAAGCAACAUCAUGCCCGGUAUGGCUAUAUCAUUACAGACCUGGAGUUAGUCCCCGUAAGGCGCCGAGACGAUGUCGGCAAUCUUGAUCUUGCUCAACCGAUUCCGUGGAACGCACGGGGAAACCCCGGAAACGAGCAGCUAACGGUCAUGCUCGCACUUUGGUACCUGGGCAUGCUGGCUGCGUAG
Molecule: messenger RNA, 675 nt
Organism: Blastomyces gilchristii SLH14081
Lineage: Eukaryota; Fungi; Ascomycota; Eurotiomycetes; Onygenales; Ajellomycetaceae
Exons: 2
Coding region: 1-675 (224 amino acids)
Source: RefSeq, a predicted model, not a curated record